UCACGUGUCACCGACUCCUAGAUGAAUGGAUGAGCAUUAGCCUAAUGUGUUGUGCUAGACAUGAGCCCAUCUAUAGGAGCAGAAACUCGCGAAUGUCGCUCAGACUCAACUACAGUAAGUUGCGGAAACGGGAGCAGAUGAAGUGAUAGCGGAGGGUUCUUAUACCAGCCAACCGUCCUGUCCUGGUGUGCAUGGUGUUAUCCCGCUUAUGACUGGUGGUGCCAUUAUUUUAAGAAACCCUGUAGCAGUGUCUCUCGCUGGGAGAAGAGCUUACGUGUGUGACAGUGUCACGGGGCACCUCGAUGACUUUGACAGCAGUACAGCAACCAGGGCUCAUACUUUGUGUUUGUUAGAAAUGGCAACAUCGUGCAGAUUCCUUCUGCGGAGAGUGUUCAGUGAAGUCAGAGCUAACACCGUUUCGUGUUGGAGCUCCAGUCCAGGACGCUUACGGUCCCGUUACCUGAGUUGCUCACACACACCCUGGAAGGCUGCGCCUCCUUGCACAGGUCCCAGCAGUCUGUCCUUCAGGAGUCACACCUGUGGAGAGCUGAGACCAGACCAUGUGGGAGAAAGAGUCACUCUGUGUGGCUGGGUCCAGUACCUCAGACAUGACCUCUUUGUCAUCCUGCGAGAUUUCAGCGGAUUGACACAAAUUUUAUUUCCUCAGGAAGAAUCUGCAAGUCAUUUGAAAGCAGUACUGUGUGAUCUCACAGUUGAGUCUGUUAUCAAGGUUACAGGAACAGUCCGACAACGACCAGCAGGACAGGAGAACAAGGGGAUGCCUACAGGAGAAAUCGAAGUCCUUGCUGAGAAUGUGGAUGUUUUCAAUGUCUGCCACAAGUUGCCUUUUGAGAUUAAAGACUUUGUCAAAAAAUCGGAGUCUCUGAGGAUGCAGUACCGCUACCUGGACCUGAGGUCCUGUGAGAUGCAGAAGAACCUGCGGCUGAGAUCUCAACUGGUGAUGAAGAUGAGAGAAUACCUCUGUAAUAUACACGGUUUUGUUGAUGUGGAAACUCCAACUUUGUUCAAAAGAACACCAGGGUCUGUCUUUGUGCUCUGUUGUCUCUGUGGCAGGUACUUCCAGAUAGCUCGGUGCUACAGAGAUGAAGGCUCCAAACCAGACCGGCAGCCCGAGUUCACCCAGGUAGAUAUUGAGAUGUCUUUUGUGGACCAGGCAGGGAUCAUGUCCCUGGUGGAGGGUUUGUUACAGUACUCCUGGCCUGUGGAGAAAGGUCCCAUUAAGGUUCCUUUCCAAACCAUGACGUAUGAAGAAGCCCUGAGGGACUAUGGUGUGGACAAACCUGAUACCAGGUUCAGUAUGAAGCUGAUUGACCUGACUGAGGUUUUCUUAUCCACGGAAAUUCAAUUCCUCAGAUCUGCUCUUAGCCAACCAGGAGGCUCCAUUCAGGCCAUCUGUGUCCCCAGUGGAGUGAAACAUUUCACUGGGAAAAAUUUGGAACACCUGAAACAAACAGCCAAGACUCAGUUUGGACAGGAGCUGAGCGUGUUGCUGGUCAGAGAAGAUGAGACAUUGAAGUCUCCCCUGCAGAAACUGCUGUCUGCUUCUUCCACUGAGGAGCUGCUGAAGAGAACUGGAGCCAAAUCUGGAGAUCUGCUGCUGAUGGCAGCCGGUUCCCUCCACACUGUGCGUUCCUUGCUGGGCAGUCUUCGUCUGCAGUGUGCUCAGCUCCUGGAGUCUUAUGGCAUUCCACUCCGAGACCUUUCAGCCUUCCACUUCCUGUGGGUUGUUGACUUCCCUCUUUUUCUCUCUAAAGAAGAUGCGCCGGAGCAGCUGGAGUCAGCCCAUCAUCCAUUCACUGCUCCGCUGCCAGAGGAUACACAGUUACUCUACACAGACCCACACAAGGUACGUGGUCAGCACUAUGACCUGGUGUUGAAUGGCUGUGAGAUUGGAGGAGGAUCCAUCCGUAUCCACAAAGCCUCAGAGCAGCUUCAUGUCCUGAAGAAUAUCCUCAAGGAGGAUCCUAGUCUUCUCUCUCACCUGCUGGAGGCUCUGGACUCAGGAGCUCCACCACAUGGAGGCAUUGCUUUGGGCUUGGACCGGCUUGUCUCCAUCAUGGUUGGGGCCCCCAGCAUCCGUGACGUCAUUGCCUUCCCCAAGUCGUUCCGGGGUCAUGACCUCAUGAGCUGUGCUCCUGACUUGGUGUCUGACGAGGAGCUGAAGUCUUAUCACAUCUCUGUCAGAUGGCCAACAGAGCAAGGAGGAGGUGCGGGGAAGUGAAGACAUGAAACAGGAAGAGGCGAUGCCUUCCCAGAUUCUGUAACCCUGACAACAGAGGAAAAAGGGGAUAAGGACAUGGAGACAGUUAUGAAAAAACUCUGGCAGUUGAUUGGCAGAGACGAGGAGGAAGAGAAAAUGAGGAUGAAGUGAUGCUGUGGCCCAAUCUCAGUAGUGUUAGUUUGAAAUGUAAGAGAAAGGUGUACACGGAGACAGCCACAGGACACAGAAUGAAAACUGACCAACACCAAGUUAAACAAAGAAGAAAAGCUUUCUACCAAGUCUCAUGGGUAAUAAAAGACACUUUUGGUUAGACUGGUGUUAGUUUACACAAACUGAACCUCUGUGAUGGUGGUUUCUCCCAAAAGGACAAUUUCUUCAAAGUAAAAAGACUCAAUGUCUUUCACAUGUUGGUCCAGAUGUUUCAGAGCAUGUUCCACCUUGACAAGAAUAAAACUCUAGAGAAAUACUGCUAAUGCGGAACAUUAAAGCAUACUAA
Messenger RNA from Monopterus albus (swamp eel), 2738 nucleotides. RefSeq names its product aspartyl-tRNA synthetase 2, mitochondrial (gene dars2). The coding region runs from base 209 to 2242 and encodes 677 amino acids. The transcript is spliced from 16 exons. Gene Ontology annotation, molecular function: nucleic acid binding; ATP binding; aspartate-tRNA ligase activity. The record is from RefSeq and is a predicted model, not a curated record. Gene Ontology annotation, biological process: aspartyl-tRNA aminoacylation. Gene Ontology annotation, cellular component: mitochondrion; cytoplasm. NCBI's taxonomy places the organism in Eukaryota, Metazoa, Chordata, Actinopteri, Synbranchiformes, Synbranchidae.